This is a messenger RNA of Oncorhynchus mykiss (rainbow trout), 5251 nucleotides long. RefSeq names its product transcription factor COE3. Lineage: Eukaryota; Metazoa; Chordata; Actinopteri; Salmoniformes; Salmonidae. The record is from RefSeq and is a predicted model, not a curated record. Gene Ontology annotation, biological process: regulation of DNA-templated transcription. Gene Ontology annotation, molecular function: DNA binding; DNA-binding transcription factor activity.
GAAGGUGCGCUCCGCUGGGACAGAGGAAGGAUAAAGAGACUGGGAGGGAGGGAAUGAGAUUUCUUGGUACCCAAUCCCCCUUUUCCCCUGGGAGAGCAAAUCUUCCAUGGUCCGUCCCUCCCUCUUGUUUGGUAAUCAUUUCAUUUUACUCCUUUUUGAAGCACUCGCUUGUUUUAUCCCACUUUUCAUUUCACAAUCCGGUGCGCGUAUGUUCGCCUUCUGAUCAACUUCGGCAUCUCCCCUCUCUUUCCUCACGACGAAAAAGUCUCCUAGAUCCCGGCUGAUUCUUUUCCUUUGAGAUGCUUAACUGUUCUAACACUCGCCCUCUCUCCACCCUCUUUUAACUUCAGACCGUUAAGCUUGAGCGAACUGAACUGAGGUUGGAAUUUAAAAUAAAGCGGAAAACCCAAAGGGAUACGACGCUCGUCUUUGGAUAAGGACCGCUAUCGCUUUCCCCCUUGUUGCACUUUGGGGAAGAUUCUUCCCAUUUCAGUUGCUCGUCGUUAAUCCAGGUGGCCUUGCUUUGAGUGAACAGGAGGAUUAUUUAGCGUGAUUUGGUGAAGAGAGAGAGAUCCCAGAAGGUUACUUUCAUGUUCUCCAUCCAGGACAGCCUCCCGCGGGGAGCCUUGACCAUGAAAGAGGAACCGCUCACGAGUGGCAUGACACCGGUCCGCUCUUGGAUGCAGAGCGCGGGGAUAUUGGACGCGAACACAGCAGCACAAAGCGGUGUAGGUCUGGCCCGGGCUCACUAUGAAAAACAGCCCCCCUCGAACCUGCGCAAAUCCAACUUCUUCCACUUUGUGUUGGCGCUGUACGACCGACAGGGCCAGCCCGUGGAGAUUGAGAGGACCUCCUACAUAGACUUUGUGGAGAAAGACAAAGAGUACAAUGGAGAGAAGACCAACAACGGCAUCCAUUACAGGCUACAGCUCCUUUACAGUAACGGCAUCAGGACAGAACAAGAUCUGUUUGUACGGUUGAUAGACUCCAUGACCAAAGUGGCGAUCCUCUACGAGGGCCAAGACAAAAACCCAGAGAUGUGCCGCGUCCUUCUCACCCACGAGAUCAUGUGCAGUCGUUGUUGUGACAAGAAGAGCUGUGGAAACCGCAAUGAGACGCCCUCUGACCCGGUCAUCAUUGACAGAUUCUUCCUGAAGUUCUUCCUCAAAUGCAAUCAGAAUUGUUUGAAAAAUGCAGGGAACCCACGAGACAUGAGACGGUUUCAGGUGGUGGUCUCCACUACGGUGAAUGUGGAUGGCCAUGUCCUUGCUGUCUCCGACAACAUGUUUGUCCACAACAACUCCAAACAUGGCCGGAGGGCUCGACGCUUGGACCCCUCUGAAGCAGCUACGCCCUGCAUCAAAGCCAUCAGCCCGAGUGAGGGGUGGACGACCGGGGGAGCCACUGUCAUCAUUAUCGGAGACAACUUCUUUGAUGGACUGCAGGUGGUCUUCGGCACUAUGCUGGUCUGGAGUGAGCUAAUUACCCCCCACGCCAUCCGGGUCCAGACGCCCCCUCGCCACAUCCCAGGGGUCGUGGAGGUCACACUCUCCUACAAAUCCAAGCAGUUCUGCAAAGGGGCGCCAGGGCGGUUUGUCUACACUGCCUUGAAUGAGCCUACCAUCGACUACGGCUUCCAGAGGCUACAGAAAGUCAUCCCCAGACACCCAGGAGAUCCCGAGAGGCUACCUAAGGAAGUGCUGUUAAAGAGAUCAGCAGACUUAGUAGAGGCCCUGUAUGGAAUGCCCCACAAUAAUCAGGAGAUCAUCCUGAAGCGGGCAGCGGACUUGACCGAGGCCCUGUACAGUGUCCCCCGCAGCCACAACCAGCUGCCCUCGCUCAGCGGCUCGGCAGCUCACUCCGGCAUGAUGGGAGUCAACUCCUUCAGCAGCCAGCUGGCAGUCAACAUCUCUGAGGCCUCGCAGGGGGACCAGGGUUACUCCCGUAACUCCAACAGUGUAUCGCCCCGUGGCUACGUCCCCAGCUCCACGCCACAGCAGUCCAACUACAACACCAUCACGUCCACCAUGAACGGCUACGGAGCGGGCAUGACCAACCUGGGGGUGCCAGGCUCACCCAGCUUCCUCAACGGCUCUGCCGCCAACUCCCCCUACGCAAGAUCAACCACCUCCCCCUCCUCCUCCUACUCCUCCUCCUCCUCCAUCCCUCUGUUCUCCGGUGGACCCAUAGGCCCUUAUUCAUUCUCUCCUGUCCAUAUGAUCUCUGCAGUCAAACAGAAGAGCGCCUUCGCCCCUGUCGUGCGGCCACAGACCUCCCCGCCCCCCACCUGCACCACCACCAAUGGCAGCAGCCUACAGGGUUUUGCAGCAAAUCCAUAUGCAUAUCAUAAUUACCUCAACACACGGCUUUUCAUUUAAGAGGCCAUGGCAGGUCUCAUAGUCCCACCUAUGUGAAGAAGACCUUCCGCCAGACAGACCACAUUUCCACUGGCUCACAGAAUAUCUACAACAGAAGCUUAAAGCUCAUCAAUCUCCAAAACAGGACCAUGAAGCCCCUUCUCUCCUGGAAACAGAGCAAACAGCACAACAAAGAAAAUGACAGUAACCGAUAACCCGUAAAAUGUCACUAGAGUAUGUUUGUGUUGGUUCAGUAAUUGAGUUCACCGUCACCUUCUGUGCUUUGCAUUUUGGGACUUUCCUUGCCCAAUGGAUAGCAUUCCAACAUAUAUAUGUGUGAAGGGUUAGCUCAUCUGAAAAUAUAGCGAAUAAUAAACUGUGGAUUUGAAAGGCAGGUAGUUAAUCCUUGUGGUGUGAGUAUUGUCCUGAGUCCUAAACAAGAAAAGUCAUUUGACUGGAUCUUCUAAUGAACCGAGUUCCUUUUCAGUCAUUUAACCACUGUGAGCAGGGAACGUGGAAAGGCCUACAGUUCAAAACUGUCAGCUAUGGAAAAAGUGCAGAAUCCAAGAAUAUCAAACUCUCCGUCAAUUGUCAGACUCAAAAUAGGUGGGAGUUUCAAUGAAAAUUCCCCCCAAUGUCUAUAAAAAACCCGCUUCAAAAGACCAUUGAUAUCUAAUGUCAAAGUCUAAUAGCAUUUUUGUUUGUGUACCAUAGCUUUUAAUAAUGUGUGUGUUUAUCAUAUUUAAAGGGAAAUGCAGUAAUUUUCUAAUCUAAAGAAAGGGUUGGCAAACAUUCUGCCAAGGAGAGAAAAGCAAAUGUUAUACUAAUAUUUGCCCACUACCAGAGUCAUGCCAGGGCAGCCCAAGGUUGUGAGGUUCAAAGGUUUUGGAUGUCUACCAUUUUUGAAACACAGUACAAAAGAUAUAUUUCCGGGGUGUGUUGAUUGAUAGAUUUUAACCAGAAAUGCUUGCAGCAGUUUUAAUCACAUUUAGGUACCAGAGUUCUUGUUAUUCUUCUGAUUGUGCUUAUUUUGUAUGUAUUUAUAAAGUAUGUUUUGGGAUUCCUUUUGUGAUUUUGGCCUGAAUGAUAGUCUCAAAUAUACAUGUAAACACAUUCGAUGUCUUAAUACCUUUUAGAUAUUGUAAAAAGAUUGAAAAAGGAGAGGAACAACCCUUUUGUAAAAACUAAAAAAGUUGAAACAUGACAUGGUCACCCUGUCUUUUAAAGCAGGAUAUAUGCUCCACCACUUUUGUAUAAAAAUGCAUUUCCGAUACUAUAUUUAACUUUUUUUUUGUACACAGCAUUUGUGUUUCCCCCCGUUCUUCUUGUCCUUUCUGUGUUACUGUGAAAUGUGUAUUAUCAUGGUUAUUUCUUAAUGCACUAUUUUAGUUGGGGCACUUACAAGAGCAAUGCAUCUUAGCAAGCAAGAAAAACUUAAAGCAAAAGACAAAAGCUAGUACAAAUAUUAACCAAGAUGUUUUUUGGGGGGGGAUUCACAUUUUUGUCAUUGUGGCUGAAAUGGAAAGGUCAUUGUCAUGUGAAUGUCUCUAGUUCAAAAACUCUUCUAUCAUAAACCUCCGUUAGUUCAUUGGUUAGAAUUCAACUCCUUUCCCAUAUCAUUUGGACCCAAGCCUAUUCCUUGUGUUUUGGUGAGAAUGAAUGUAACACACAUGCCUGUACGAAUCAGCUCCGAAGUUGAAACCCAAGUAAACUGUCAAUAACUGUAGAAGGACCACUCAAGUGUAGGGUUCAACUCUCUCAAGGAACCUUGAUGUUAGUGUUUUUGGUGGUGGUGGUGGUGUUAUUGCCGUUGCACACAAACUAUCAUUUACUUAUGCAAUUUGUAUUUACUGUAAUGCAAGUUAUCUCUCCACAUUUCAGUGGAAUGGUUUUGAAACAUAAAAGAACACAAGACAUAAUUGAUGCCUUACAAUAGAACAUGAUCCAACUUAAUGCAUUUUCAUUAUUUUGAUACUCUAAUUGAAGUGUGGUUAAUUUGAGUUAUGCUUUUGCAGAUGUUUAAGAAUUAGUUAAAGUUGUCAUUCAUUUGAUGCUUUUGAUUAAUUUAAUAACACAGGCCCAUCAUUUGAGCUGCAGAGGAUGUAGUUUAUACUGGGAAAUGUUGGAGGGCACUUCCUGCUCCAAAUGUCCACAUGUCUUGUGUAAUAGUGAACAAUAGGUGACAAAUCAAUGAUGAGCCUGAUUAAAUCUUUGAUUGUAUGCAAAUUCUGUGCAGUGAUUGCCAUACAUCGGCAAUCAUCGGGCGGCAUCAACUUGUAGUCAUAAUGAGGGCUUGUAAAAAAAAGCGGAAAAAUCUGUUACGCUUUUUUGAAAGCCAUUUUUCAAUUACGAGAAUGAAGGCCAGCUCAUAGAAUGUCUUUUAGAGUGCACUUGUACACUUCACAAAACAUCUGAAUUCAAUAUCAUGGAGUUCUAAACCCAUUUUCAAUGAAAACACAAGUUUUCUCUUCAAGUUAAAUCUUGGCUGACUUUUCACAAUCCUCCCCUUCACCCCCAUUCCCUGUAUCCAUUCCAUCCAUAUACUGAGUUUUAAAUAGCUUGAUUUAAAAAAUGUUUUGUCAUAGUUGUAGAAAGCUUGCUUUUUGCUGCCCUGGUUUUCAGCAGAGGUUUUUUAAAUUGUAAAGUGUACUUUCUCAAUGUUUAAUUCAAUGUGAAAAGGGGAGAGGUACUGCAUCUAUGUGAAAUAUGAAAUGUACCAUCAAAGUGUAUCAAAGCACAAUGUUUAAUUAAUGUCUUCAGAAUACAAAUGAGGGGGAUCUCUCCAGCUUCUCCUUUUCUGUCUUUGACCAUGCUGUAAAUAGAUGCAUGUUUCUUUCUGUGAUCCAGUAGUUUUUGUACAGAAACAGACUAAUAAAGAAUACAUUUGGCCUCAA